This is a messenger RNA of Alternaria atra, 603 nucleotides long. RefSeq lists its product as uncharacterized. The transcript has 2 exons. Lineage: Eukaryota; Fungi; Ascomycota; Dothideomycetes; Pleosporales; Pleosporaceae. The record is from RefSeq and is a predicted model, not a curated record. The coding region runs from base 1 to 603 and encodes 200 amino acids.
AUGCAUUUCCAGAAGCUCGCCAUCGUCUUUGCCCUUUCGGCCAUCGGUCUCGCUCAGGAUGUCGACAACGAUGAUGUCCCCAUGCAGUGCCGCGACGUCUGCGCUUCUGUUGUUACACUGACCCGUGACUGUGACAACAGCACCACCGACGAUGCCGCAGAGCGUCAGUGCAUCUGCAAUGGCCAGAACGCCAACACCGCCAUUCCCCUCUGCGCAGCCUGCAUCGUCCAGAACGGAGGAGAGUUGGACAACGAUGUCUCCGACAUCGUUCGCGAAUGCUCCUUCAGCACCACUUCCUACAACCCCUCGGCCGCUUCUACUGCCCCUCCGGCUUCUGCUUCCGGUACGUCUGCUGCCUCUGUCGCUUCCUCCGUCGUUUCGUCGAUCGCAUCGAGGAUUUCCAACGCUUCCUCCGUCGUUCCGACAACUACCGUGUCGGGGACUUCUGGUUCUUCUGGUGCACCGUCUAACGCUGCUUCAGCGACCUCGGGUACCGGUGGUGGUAACGCGCAGCAAACCACCAAUGCUGCGCCUGCGCCGACCAUGGCUGCUGCGGCUAUCGGAUUGGGUGGCCUUCUUGGUGUUGCUGGACUUAUCUUGUAG